AUGGCUUUUUCCAAUGACCAGUAUGAGUGGUGCGAGACGGAGCCCAUGGUGUGGACUAGGAGCGUAGACGAAGUCGAGCUCUUCUACGCCGCCUUGGCCGAGCAGUGGCGCGGGACGGGCCGCAUGUUCUUCGCCAUGACCGGCCACAUCUCCAUCACCGUGGACGCCCCGGUCGACUGGUGCUCCGACAUGGAGUCCGCCGUCGACAUUGCCCUGCAGCACGCGUGGCUCGCCCUCCGCUUCGACCAUCCCACCAUUGGCGCCCGUGUGGUGCGGGACAGCAGACUAGGCGGCGGCUUCACCAAAACCUACCACACACUCAUCGACGCCAUCGACCAGAGAGCGUGGCUGGACCAAACGCUCGUCAAGAUCUCCACCGGGCAAACGGGUGCCGAGUGGGCAAACUCGGACCCUCCCGCCCCGGUCUACCCCACACUCUUCGUUGUGUCGCCGCCCGCCGUCGCCCCGUCGCCGGGGUCCGCGCGCAAACGUAUCCGGCGGGACCUCGUCAUCCGGUCGCCCCACGACAUCAUGGACGGCAUCGGCACCCUCAUGCUGCUGAACAACCUCCCCCCGUACCGCAUCGCCGCGGGCGUGCCGCCGACCCCGACCACGGCACAGACGGCGCGUCUGCAGGCCCUGGCGGAAGAGAAGAGGAGCGCGGCUCUCGGGGUCGAGCUCCUCACCGUGCCCCUGAGCAGCACCGAGGUGGUGCCGGGAAAACAUCAGCGCGUCGCCAUCACCCUCCCGGUGCAGGAGACGGCGAGGAUCCUGGCCAAGGGCCGGGAGCUGGGGGCGACUGUCACGCACAUCUUCCACGCCGCUAUACCCAUGGCGAUGCGAGAUAUUCAGGAUCCCGCGGCGGAGGCGCGGCGGGUGCGGUACGUCAACUAUAUCCUGCGCAACGAGCGGCCGAGCUGCGUGUACCCGUAUAGCACGGAUCUACACCCUGCUAGCGUUUAUCACUCGGUGUCUGGGGGCAGUCUCAUGGUCGACCUUACGGUGCCGAGGGCGGACAGCGCUGGAUCGUCAGCGGAUGAGCAAGUGGAGGAGUACGGGAGGAUCGUGAGCAAGAUGAAGGACUUUUACUUUGGCGUCAAGACGGACGCGGAGCACGCCCACAUCGCCCCCUCAUCUGGGCUGGGGCCGAUCGAUCCCAUCAUCGUGCCGUCCAAGGGCCCGUUCGAGAUGCACGACCCUUGGGUGACGGGCGAGGAGCUGGGGACCGGGCUCGGCGUGUUCUUGGGCACGUAUAGAGAUCGCUUGACGCUGAGCGCGGCUUACAACGACGCGUUCCACGACGAAGCCAAGGUGCAAGAUUUCUUGGAAAGGUGCAAGGACAUUGUCUAUCGGGGGUUGGGAAUCUAG
Messenger RNA from Parascedosporium putredinis, 1368 nucleotides. Lineage: Eukaryota; Fungi; Ascomycota; Sordariomycetes; Microascales; Microascaceae. The record is from the annotation of a GenBank genome assembly.